GGCCUACUGAUUUUUGUCCUGAUCGUUCAUAUUCACAACCUUAUACCAAACAUGCAGAUAGUCGUGAGAUAGUAAAACGAGUAAUACAGUACUGACACCGUCAUGGAUCACGACAGCGCGCCGUUGUUGGCAAAUGACACAGAUGUGAGUGUUCUCUUCAGAGAAAAACCAGGCCCUAAUGAGACCAGUAUAAACAUCCAACCACCACCAUACCAAGAUGCCCCCGCAGCCAGUCCAGCAAAGUACUACGACUUCAGGUUCCGUGGUCGAACUUCAUGUCGAAUUCGAUUGACUGUCCUAAACGUCUUUCUCACGAUCAUGACGGUGUUGAGCAGCUUAAUGAUGGCGAUCACACUUCCGCUCUAUUCGGCGUCGAUGGUGACGGAGAGCUCGACGGACGAGUAUCCGGUUCUCUUCUUCACUGCUCUUUGGUUCCCCAUCUUCUUUCUCGGUCUCGUGGCCAUCAACAAGUUCAUUGAUCCAGAGAUGAGUCUGAAGUCGACGGUCAGUCACCGGGUCAUGGCUAUGGUGGGAGGGAUGAAUUCACUGAAUGGUCUUCUGGUGGUGUAUGCCAGUGAUCCUGAGAGAACGAGUCCUCAGCUACAGGCCAUCCUGGGUACUUCGGUUAUUCCAUUUACCGUAAUCUCCCGGUACAUCAUUUUAAGAAAAGGUGUAAGUCGAGCUCGAUUGGUAUGCACAGGAAUUGUCCUGAUUGGUCUCUUCAUCUCUCUUGAGCCAGUUAUAUUCAGUAUUGAUCAACCUGACAGUGGUAGCGGAGGUGGUGGCGGUGGUGGUGGACAUGGAACUAGUGUUGCUCAAGUUCUUUGGCCUUUCGUUUUCGCCCUUGGUUUCCUGCCAUUGGGUAUUCUCAACACACUCAUCGAGAGGGAACUCAAACGAGAUCAGACACAAUCUCUAGUUUUCCAGACUUGGGUUCAAUUCUACAGCACAAUAAUCAUUUGCCUUCUCUUCUGGACAGAUUUUAUUCCUGGUUUUGGAGCGGCUAGCAAUCCAUCAGAAUUCGGGGAAAACCUGAAGCAUGGCUUUAACUGCAUGUACGGUCAGAACCCAACCUGCAGCGAUGCCGUUCUCUAUGCCAUCCUCUUCAUCAUUAGCUACUGUCUCGCCAAUCUAUUCAUCUUCCUCCUCGUCCGCUUCGCCGAAGGUGCCGUGUAUCUCGUCAUCGUCCAGGCUCUCGUCACCCCACUCGGUGCCAUAUUCUGGACGCUCUUCAAUCCCGAUCCGUCGUUCCAUUGGAAGCCUGUUUUCAAUCUCGCCACGGCGUUCGUUCUCGGCGGUCUCGUCAUCAUGGUACCGGCAGUAGUAUUCUAUAACUAUUUCGGCAACCAAGAGGCAAAGAAGGAGGAAAAGAAGCACCCAAAGGAAGAAUAUUAACAAGCCUACAUUUAUCAUAGAGCCAUAUUAUCUUACUUUUAUAUUCAGUACUAUUCAAUUAUUUUUUAAAAUGUGAUUCGGUGCUAAGUAUGUCCCUGUUUGAAAAAUAAGUCAAAAUUAUCUCCCCCCUUUCAGUGAAUUUAGUGUUGAUUUUGUAUUUCAUAAUACGAAAUAUGAAAUGUUUUCAUUUUCUCGUCAUUAUGAUAUGAAACAAGUUUCAUUUCUCCUGAAUUGGCAUUGCUAUAAAAAAAAAUUAAUAAAAUUGAAACAGUAAAAUGAAAAAAGGUAUAGUGAGUGAUAUCAUCGACUCUCAAUAAUUGCAUAUCACCUGCGUUGUGCUUUUUGUGUUUUGUGAAAAAAAGAGAAAUUUAAUAGAUCCGACAGUAAUUACAUUUUCAACUUUUUGCUCGUUCCAUUUCCCUCUUUCUAUCAAAAUCAACUUUCAUCUGAGUAGAUUUCCCCUGCUACAUGGACAGAGAGGAACAGAGGGGCACUAAACAAAAAAAUGGGCGUAACCAAAGACCUUGUAGUAGUAGUAGUAGUAGUAGUAAGAGUAGUAGUAGUAGUAGUAGUAGUAGUAGUAGUAGUAGUAGUAGUAGUAGUAGUAGUAAGAGUAGUAGUGGGCGUAACUAUAUUAUGGCGCGUGCGCACCUCCGGCCCCACUUGGACCCAACUUCCACUGUUGAAAAUUAGUUGCCCUUUCGGGGCCACUCUUAUGGCAAUGGGUUUAUUUUCAUUUGGUCUAAUUUAUUAUUUUUUGCUUGUCAAUAUUUUUUGCCUGUUCCCCCUCAAAUUUUGGGUAGAUAACCAAUUUUUUUUGCUUGUAAAUAAAUUUUAGUGGUCCC
Molecule: messenger RNA, 2240 nt
Organism: Lytechinus variegatus (green sea urchin)
Lineage: Eukaryota; Metazoa; Echinodermata; Echinoidea; Temnopleuroida; Toxopneustidae
Exons: 4
Coding region: 103-1395 (430 amino acids)
Source: RefSeq, a predicted model, not a curated record